GCUGGUGCUGCAGGCAGUCUGACUCACAGUCCUCUAAGUGACUCCCAAGGAACAUCUGCUGAAAAGAGGAUGGCCCAGGUCCUGCAUGUACCGGCCCCCUUCCCAGGGACCCCUGGUCCAGCCUCCCCGCCUGCCUUCCCUGCCAAAGACACUGACCCACCCUACUCUGUGGAGACACCCUAUGGCUACCGCCUCGACCUGGACUUCCUCAAGUAUGUGGAUGACAUUGAGAAGGGCCACACCCUGCGGCGGGUGGCCGUGCAGCGUCGCCCCCGCCUUGGCUCUCUGCCCCGCGGUCCCGGAUCUUGGUGGACAUCCACUGAGUCACUCUGCUCCAAUGCCAGCGGGGACAGCCGCCACUCGGCCUACUCCUACUGCGGCCGUGGCUUCUAUCCACAGUAUGGCGCCCUGGACAGCCGAGCAGGUGUCAAUCCACGUGUGGAGCGCACCCUGCUGGAUGCCCGCCGCCGCCUCGAGGACCAGGCCGCUGCGCCCCCCAGCCUGGGCUCCCUGACACCCAGUGCAGCCGGCUCAACAAGCUCCUUGGUGGGAGUGGGGCUGCCGCCCCCAACGCCACGGGGGUCAGGACUGUCCACGCCGGUGCCGCCCAGUGCAGGACACCUGGCUCACGUGCGGGAGCAGAUGGCGGGUGCUCUGCGGAAGCUGCGGCAGCUGGAGGAGCAGGUGAAGCUGAUCCCCGUGCUCCAGGUGAAGCUCUCUGUGCUGCAGGAGGAGAAGCGACAGCUCACAGUCCAGCUCAAGAGCCAGAAAUUUCUGGGCCACCCCACAGGGGCCCGGGGCCGUGGCGAGCUCUGCCUGGACCUCCCUGAGCCCCCCGAGGACCCGGCGGCACACGAAACCCGAAGUGUGGGCACCUGGGUCCGCGAGCGGGACUUGGGCAUGCCUGACGGGGAGGCAGCCCUUGCUGCCAAAGUUGCUGUGUUGGAGACACAGCUCAAAAAAGCGCUACAGGAGCUGCAGGCAGCUCAGGCCCGGCCACCGUUGGUGUCGGACAGCCCGGUCCGUGCAGACACUGUCCGGGUGGUGGAGGGGCCCCGGGAGGUGGAGGUGGCGGCCAGCACAGCCGCUGGAGCCCCUGCACAGCGGGCCCACAAUCUGGAGCCCUACGGGGCAGGGCUGCGGGCCCUGGCUACAUCUGGCAGGGCCGAGAGCCCCUCUGUGUUCCGCAGCCACGAGGUGGUGGAGACAGCGUUCCCAGCGCCUGCUGUGCCCACUGGUAACGUUCACAUGGUAAAGAAGAUCAGUAUCACAGAGCGUGGCUGUGAUGGGGCGGCAGGUCUCAAACGGGAUUGUACAGAAUCAUCCCUGUCACCCCCAGUGUCCACAGCAGCCUCCCUGGCACAGCCUGAGAAGAACGUAGAUGGGGUGCCUGCCAGGCGAGCAGCCCCAUGUGAGUCAGAGGAGGCUGAGGGUGCAGGGUCACUGAGAAGGACCCUCCCGAUGCUCCCUUUUCCCCCAGGCGGGCCCCAGGCAGGCGUGCAGUCCAUCAUGAAGGGGAAAGAGGAGCCCACGGACCCAGCAGCCCACCAGAAGAGCCUCCAGUUUGUGGGGGUCAAUGGCGGGUACGAAUCCUCAUCCGAGGACUCCAGCACAGCAGAGAACUUUUCAGACAACGAGAGCACAAAGAGUGAGGCCCCAGAGCCCGAGAAGAGGGUUUCCAGUGUGGCCGAAGCCCCCCAGCUCAGGCCUGCAGGGACAGCAGUGGCCAAGACCAGUCAUCAAGAGGGCCAGCUGUCUCAGGAGUCCCAGGACAUGCUCACGGCUGAGGGAGCAUCGGGGUCAAACGUGGAAGAGGAGAGCCGGAUGGAGCUAAGCCCAGACCUCAUCUCUGCCUGCCUGGCCCUGGAAAAGUACCUGGACAACCCCAAUGCCCUCACCGAGCGGGAGCUGAAAGUGGCCUACACCACGGUGCUGCAGGAGUGGUUGCGCCUGGCCUGCCGCAGUGACGCACAACCUGAGCUCGUGCGGCGCCACCUGGUCACGUUUCGGGCCAUGUCAGCGCGGCUGCUGGAUUACGUGGUCAACAUUGCCGACAGCAAUGGCAAUACUGCGCUGCACUACUCCGUGUCUCAUGCCAACUUUCCUGUGGUGCGGCAGCUGCUGGACAGUGGUGUCUGCCAGGUGGACAAGCAGAACCGUGCCGGCUACAGCCCCAUCAUGCUCACUGCCCUGGCCUCUCUGAAGACCCAGGAUGACAUCGAGACCAUCCUACAGCUCUUCCGGCUCGGAGACGUCAAUGCCAAAGCCAGCCAGGCGGGGCAGACAGCCCUGAUGCUGGCAGUCAGCCACGGGCGGGUGGACGUGGUCGAAGCCCUACUGGCCUGCAAGGCGGACGUCAACGUGCAGGACGACGAUGGCUCCACGGCGCUCAUGUGUGCCUGUGAACACGGCCACAAAGAGAUCACCAGGCUGCUGCUAGCAGUGCCCAGCUGCAACAUCUCACUCACUGACCGAGACGGGAGCACAGCCUUAAUGGUGGCCUUGGAUGCCGGGCAGAGUGAGAUUGCGUCCAUGCUGUACUCCCGUAUGAACAUCAAGUGCUCGUUUGCCCCGAUGUCGGAUGACGAGAGCCCUGCGUCUUCCUCUGCAGAAGAGUAG
This is a messenger RNA of Orycteropus afer afer, 2619 nucleotides long. NCBI's taxonomy places the organism in Eukaryota, Metazoa, Chordata, Mammalia, Tubulidentata, Orycteropodidae. The record is from RefSeq and is a predicted model, not a curated record.